AUGGGGGAGCUGCGCGAGGUGGAGGGCAGCGCGCUGCGGCGGCUGCUGCGCCGCGAGCCGGAGGGGCCGGGCUCGAACCCCAGCCCCAAUCCCGGGCGCUGCCUGCUGCUGGACUGCCGGCCCUUCCUGGCCCACAGCGCCGGUCACAUCCGCGGCGCGCUCAGCGUGCGCUGCAACAGCAUCGUGCGGCGCCGCGCCAAGGGCGCAGUGACCCUGGAGCAGAUCCUGCCGGCCGAGGCCGAGGUGCGCGCCCGCCUGCGCGCCGGCCUCUACUCCGCCGUGGUGCUGUACGACGAGCGCAGCGCCCGCGCCGAGAGCCUGCGGGAGGACAGCACCGUCUGGCUGGUGGUCCGGGCGCUGCGCCGCGACACGGCGCGCCCCGACAUCCGCCUGCUCAAAGGAGGCUACGAGAGGUUUUAUUCAGAGUACCCAGAAUUCUGUGCAAAAACAAAAUCCCUGAGCAGCAUUUCUCCACCGACCAGCAUGGAGCCAGUCGAACUGGGGUGCAGCUCCUGUGGAACCCCCCUGCAUGAUCAGGGAGGCCCAGUCGAAAUCCUUCCCUUCCUCUACCUUGGCAGCGCGUAUCAUGCGGCCCGGAGGGACAUGCUGGACACACUGGGCAUCACAGCCCUCUUGAACGUCUCGUCGGACUGUCCCAAUCACUUUGAAGGACACUAUCAGUACAAGUGCAUCCCAGUGGAGGAUAACCACAAGGCUGACAUCAGCUCCUGGUUCAUGGAAGCAAUAGAGUAUAUCGACUUGGUGAAGGACUGCCAUGGCCGGGUGCUGGUGCACUGCCAGGCUGGCAUCUCCCGCUCUGCCACCAUCUGCUUGGCCUACCUGAUGAUGAAGAAGCGCGUGAAGCUCGAGGAGGCCUUUGAGUUUGUCAAACAGCGCAGGAGCAUCAUCUCCCCCAACUUCAGUUUCAUGGGUCAGCUGCUGCAGUUUGAGUCCCAAGUACUGGCGACCUCCUGUGCUGCCGAGGCUGCCAGCCCCUCAGGGACGCUGAGAGAGCGGGGCAAGGCCUCCUCCACGCCGACCUCCCAGUUUGUGUUCAGCUUCCCGGUCUCCGUGGGCAUGCAUGCAACCCCCAGCAGCCUGCCCUAUCUGCACAGCCCCAUCACCACCUCACCCAGCUGUUAGCACCUGGCACUAGCUAAGGCACUAGGCAGCGCCUCCAGCAGGAGGGAUGCUGCCCUCCCAGCUGCCGUCAGCCAUGAGACUGCAAGAACUGACUGGCAUCGCUGGCCAGCCUUGACACUGAGCAAUAAGGGCUGGUCUGCCGCUGGCUUCAAACUGACUAUAGGGGCCUUUUUUUUCAGAAAGAAACUUCUUACCUCAUAGAUGACUUUUUUUUUUUUUUUUUUAAAGCAGUAAGGCUUGAAGUUGUGAAUUCCACAAAGCCUGACAUGUCUGACCAGUUUUGUUUUGGCGAAGAAAAUUUAUAAUUUCCUAAAGUGCCUGUUUUUUUUAUUUCCCCCCCCCAAAUUCUUUAAUUCGACCCUCAAAAACACCCAGCAGAAAUAUUUUUAACCUGGGCAGGAGACUUCUGGUUUUAAAACAUGGACUUGCUAAACUCAAAGUUUGAGACCAUGAGAUUGAUUGCAGUACUUUCCUCUGAAUAUUGAAAUGCAACAUUUGUGCUGUCAGUGAUUGCAUAAUCUUUGUUUUAACUAUGAGCACAACAGCAUGCAGGUCUCAAAGCAGCUAGAGAACAAAUGAUCUUAGCACACACCUGCAAGGACAAACAUGGGGAUGCUGUACCAUUCUCCUGUCAGGGGACAGGGAUUAACGUGCAUUUUCAGGCUGAACACAAGUGAGUUCAGAUCACUCAGUCACUGCGCCAUGGACUCUUCCAUCCAAGGAACACUCUGUGCAGCGUGGGUAGCUCAUAGGGGUAUUAUCCUGUCCCCUUCCUAGCCCUGCUUGUAUCUUGCAUCAGGAAAGGGGUAGUACCUUUACUUGGGUAUGGCCAAUGCUUGUACAUAUGCAUUGCACUCAUCACACUUACCUGGAACACUGUGUGCAUCUUGGCCUGAGCUCAUGUUGACUCUGUGCCAAGGCUUCUGGAUGCUUUCUUGGGCUCCAUCCUCUGAGGAUAUAAGGUAACAGUGCUAUGCUGGGAAGCUUGUGACCAUGGCAUGCUCUGGUGAUCAGUAAUUCAUAAGCAUCAGUGACAGUAGGGUGCUGCUCUGACUGCUUCAGAAAUGUUAUUCCCCAACUCAGCAUAGCCGUUUUAUCCACUUGAGCAGCGUUUUCUCCAGGAGGGAAGAAUCUUGACACCUGCGGCAGGACAGUGUCACUGUCCUAUCUGUAGAGUCAGGAGGCCUUUCCCCCUCUGAAUGUACAGUGCAGUUGGGUGUGGAUGGUGUCCGUCAGUGGGCACCCAUCCUUUAAAGCCAUGAGUCUGCAAGGCCCUGCUCCAGCCAGUAAUGAAUCCAGCUCUACUAAGACUCUGUCCUGCCUGAGCCUGCAUUUGCUGGUUAGGUGGUGACUAGCUUUCUGUCCCCUUGUCAGGGUCCCUAGCGUCACUAGCUGCAUGCAGAUCCUGGUCCCCUUGGCACAACUCCCAUUUACUUCACUGAGAUCUGGGGCUAACAAGGUAUGUCUGCACUGCUCAAAAAAAAUCCAGGAACCCUGCAGCAGUGAAUCUCAGAACUCGGGUCAGCUAGGGGGGUAUGAACAGCUGUGUAGACAUUCUGGCUUGGGCUGGAGCCUGGGCUCUGAACCAUGGGAGCUCUAAACCUCCCUGCCACAAGUCUGGGUUUUAGUUGUGUUGGGUGAUAUAGAGACAACCCUGGGGUCCAUGGCAGCAAGCCCAAUUUUCCAGCCCAGCAGAUUGAAAUAGCUCCAUUAGCUGCUGCUUUGUUUAUUUCAAUCUGCUGUGACUGGGAUGCUGGACAAUUCUGGCCACUUGGGCACAGACCUUCCCUUACCUUGCUGGCAGUGUUUAUUUCUCCAUGGGACUUGUGCCUUAGUUCUGUUUGAAACUGUCUUCCCUAGAACAGUUGCACAGCUGAGAACCAUCAGUUCCCCAGACCUAAAUACUGCUGGACAAGCUGACUGUUCUGCCGUGUGGGGGGCUGUUUGUGGCAGAAGGAAGCAUUAGUGUUUGCCAAAAUGAUAUCUCAGUCAUGACCCACCAACCCUUUCUGAGCAGGGGUUUCUCUUCUCAUUCAGCCUCCCUUAAACACCAUCUUGGCCCCUAACAGCCUGGGUUGGAAUGUGCUAAAAUUACCCAUUAAGGGAACAAACUCAGUAGCUACCAGGGGAAGGAGAACAUUCAUCCUUGCAUUAAAAACCAGUCUGUUAAAUGAAGAUAGUGUGGCUCAAAUGUUCAACGUAGGCAGCUAAGCUGCACCUCUGAGCUCCAGUCAACACUGGGUACUUGCACAGGCCAGCUGCUUUUACUUUUGCAUGUGCCAGUGUCUCGCAGUCAUGGUUUGGGGUUUUGGAAAUGAGUCCCGUUGUAUGUGCCACAGUAAAUUGGUAACUCCUCAUCAAGUCAAGGCCUCAGGGAUCUGAUCAAGGAAAAGAUGGAGCACUCACCAGCCUGCAGUUAGCACUGAGCAAAAUUGCAUUUUGUAUAAUUCUGCUGUUAAUGCAAACGCACCAUGUAGUUUGUGACCUCUUCCCUGGGAGCAGGGUUCAAAACUGCCCUCACCUGCCCUUUUUUACUACUGUAUUAACUGGUCAAAGAAGUUCAGUGUUUGUGGCAGGGAAUCACUGUUUACCAAGAGCAAGAAACCAUUCAAACCUAGCUGAACGUGUUGGGUCACUGGGUCUCUGUUGUCUUUGCAGUUUCUUCCGUGUUGAGUGGGGUGGAGGUGAGCACCUUGCCCUCAGCACCUGUGAGGUAGCCAGCUAAGGCUGGAGCUCGGGUGAGUGGCUGACUGGGCAGUGAGCACUUCAUGCUGAUUCCCUAGUCCUGGCCACUGUAGCAGGGUGGGGAGUGUAGAAAGAAGUGGAGCUUGGUGCCAGUGCCAUGGAGGGGGGGGACGACAGGUGUUAAUCCCCUGGUAUCACAGCAGGUAUUGUGAUUUUCAGGGACAGUUCCACCUGGCAGGGGAGGCACCAGCACCAGGCCCUUCCUGCUCCCUGAGUGUGGGCCCAAAGCAAGCAGGGCCUCAGGUUAACACUUUAUCCACAAGAUGGCAGCUCCAGCUGGCAAUGCUGGAUAGUGCCCUACCCCCUGCCCAUUUGGGUAGGGGUGGCCUGGCCUCCUCUGGUCCCACAGUCUCACUUCUGUCUAGGCGCACACAGGGGCGUGCGUUAUUUGCUUUAGCGCUGGCUCCUUAAAUGGCCACUGAUCUCUUGUCCUGCACUUUAAGUAACAAAAUACCAUGGCCCACUAGAGGAGAGCAUCCUUGCUUUUGAUGUUUGCCCACUAUCUGUCCACCAGGCUGCCCUCUGACCAAGGUGCCACAGAUGCUUCUCCCAGGGUACAACGAGGCAGCUUUGGAUAAAAUCCAGAGAGCAAUGCAAUAAUUUCUGGGCCCAGCCCCAUCACUCACAGUGGUCCUGUUGCUGCAGAUGUCUGUAGGUGUGUCAGCUGUACAUAUGUGUGUUUGUUUUUUUUUUUUAGAAAGUUGACAUGUUUGUUUUUAUUUAUUGCCUGAGA
Messenger RNA from Gopherus evgoodei (Goodes thornscrub tortoise), 4621 nucleotides. RefSeq names its product dual specificity phosphatase 4 (gene DUSP4). Gene Ontology annotation, molecular function: protein tyrosine/threonine phosphatase activity; MAP kinase tyrosine/serine/threonine phosphatase activity. Gene Ontology annotation, cellular component: nucleus; cytoplasm. The record is from RefSeq and is a predicted model, not a curated record. Gene Ontology annotation, biological process: negative regulation of MAPK cascade; endoderm formation; protein dephosphorylation. The coding region runs from base 1 to 1143 and encodes 380 amino acids. The transcript has 4 exons. Lineage: Eukaryota; Metazoa; Chordata; Testudines; Testudinidae.